AUGAGUUCAAGAUCUGGUCCUAUUUUCGUUUAUAAGACCGCGUACAUCUCCUGCAUCCACAACAGCCAGUCAAGUAUCCCCGAUUCUAUAGCUUUGACUGGUAGUCAGUACUACGCGUACCUCAUCGCAAUGACCAACGAAGCCCUCAAAUCACACUACCUCGCCUACAUCGCCGCAAUCAGAGCCCACACAACAGACGGGUCCUGGUCACUUGAGCCCUAUGUCGCCGACCAAGUGCUGCUUAACGGGCAACAAAUGACACGCGCUGACUACGAAACCAUGAUGGUUCGAAACACAUACGCGGAUGUCCCCGACCUACAAAUUAACGUGCUUUCCGUGCUCGCGUCCGAAACAGAGGUUGCGGCGCGUCUCCAAUUCGUGGGCUCGCCCGUGAGGCAGUUCCUGGGCUGGACACCCAAGGAGGCUGGCGGAGGGGAGAGGGUGUCGUUCGCGGACAAUUGUUUUUAUCGGUUUGAAGGAGGGAAGAUCAAGGAGAUCCACAGUAUUAUUGAUCCACCGAAGCCCCUGUAA
This is a messenger RNA of Coniophora puteana RWD-64-598 SS2, 531 nucleotides long. RefSeq lists its product as uncharacterized. The coding region runs from base 1 to 531 and encodes 176 amino acids. Gene Ontology annotation, biological process: polyketide metabolic process. Lineage: Eukaryota; Fungi; Basidiomycota; Agaricomycetes; Boletales; Coniophoraceae. The transcript has a single exon. The record is from RefSeq and is a predicted model, not a curated record.